UAAUGAUACUUUCAUAAUUAUUUUUUGCUCGUAGUAUUAGGAAAUAUAAAAUAGUGUUUUUAACUAAAAAUCCCAAACUUUUGAAUGAACUUUAUUAAUGUUUGUGUUAAAAACGGAUUAGCUGAAUUUAAAAAAUCAUAAUGCUACUGCAGUGUUUGGGAAAGUGUACACGUUUGACUAGACCCACCAUCAAAUACACAACAAGUGGUUAUGGACAACAUCAGCAAUGGAGAUCUUUUACGAUAAGGCACAAUAAUAAUAUAUCAGGGAAACUCCAUACAAACAUUAAGGCAAGGGGUCAACUAUUGACCACACCACUUAUCAGACAAAAUGUGUGGUUAGUAAGAUUAAAAAAUACGGCGCCAGAGCUAAGAAAGGCAAAGUCUCCCAAAGUUAAGCUAAAGAGAAGUGAUAUUAUGCGUUUAAUGAGUUUGGCGAAAUCAGAAAAAUUAGUUUUAGCAGCUGCCAUUGGUUGUCUGGUUAUCUCCUCAACUAUAACCAUGAGUGUACCCUUUGCAUUGGGUAAAAUUUUGGAUAUUAUAUUUAAAAAAGAGGGAGCUGAUGGCGAAGAAGCUUUAGAUAGACUAAAACAUUUUUCUGGAAUUCUAUUGGGCAUAUUUGUGGUAGGCGGUUUGGCAAAUUUUGGCAGAGUUUAUUUGUUCAACAGUGCCUCUUUACGUAUUGUGCGUAAUUUACGUUCCAAUCUGUAUAGAUGUAUGUUGCAUCAAGAAGUGGGCUGGUUUGAUAAAAAAGGCACUGGUGAGUUGGUUAAUCGUUUGGCUACCGACACUUAUUUGGUGGGUAACUCUUUGAGUCAAAAUCUAUCGGAUGGUUUACGUUCAACUGUAAUGGUUUUGGCUGGCACAACAAUGAUGAUUUACACAUCACCCCAAUUAGCUAUGAUAAGCACCUGUGUGGUGCCUUGUGUGGCAGGGGUAGCUGUAAUAUAUGGUCGCUAUGUGCGCACAAUAACCCGACAAUUGUUGGACAAAUUGGCCGAUAUAUCCAAAUCGGCUGAGGAACGCCUGGGCAAUGUUAAAACCGUGAAAACAUUUACAAAGGAGGAACAGGAAUGUAAAUCAUACGAUAAUCUGUUAACACAGGCUUUAAAUAUUGGCUACAAAGAAGUAAUGGCCAAGGCUUUAUUCUUUGGUGUGACGGGCAUGUCGGGCAAUAUAAUCAUUGUUUCGGUGUUAUAUUAUGGCGGCACUUUGGUAGUGCAAGAUGCCUUAACUAUUGGUGCUUUAACCUCAUUCAUAUUAUAUGCUGGCUAUUCGGCCAUCUCCAUUAAUGGUCUGUCCAAUUUCUACACAGAAUUAAAUAAAGGUGUAGGCUCGGCUCAACGUAUUUGGGAAAUAUUUGAUCGUAAAUAUACUAUUCCUUUAAAUGUUGGCAUAUUGCCGGAGACAAAACCGCGCGGUGAAGUUGUAUUCGAUAAUGUUAACUUUAAUUUUCCGGCCCGGGCGGAUAAUGUAGUUUUAGACAAUUUUAAUUUAACUUUAAAACCGGGACAGACAACAGCUAUAGUGGGGCGUAGUGGUUCGGGUAAAACCACCAUAGCUACCCUGUUAUUGAGACUAUACGAUCCUUUACAAGGCAGAAUUCUAUUGGAUCAGGUGGAUUUGAGAGAUUUAAGUCCGGCCUGGUUAAGAAAUCAUAUAGGUGCUGUGAGUCAGGAACCUGUGUUAUUUUCUGGCACAAUAAGAGACAAUAUUUUAUAUGGUUUGAAUGAGGGUCAGACGAUAAGUGAUUCGGAAUUUGAAGAAAUUGUGCGUAAAGCUCAUGUUGAUGAAUUCACUUCUCAACUACCUCAAGGUCUCAAUACAAUGGUGGGCCAAAGAGGCAUGAUGUUAAGUGGUGGCCAGAAACAAAGAGUAGCCAUUGCUAGAGCUUUAAUAAAGAAUCCCACCAUUCUCAUAUUGGAUGAGGCGACCAGCGCAUUAGAUUCCGUUUCCGAAGAACUAGUACAAAACGCUCUCGAACAAUUAGCGAAAGGAAGAACUUGUCUCACUAUAGCUCAUCGUUUAUCCACCAUACGUAACGCUGAUUCCAUAGCGGUACUCGACAAUGGACAAAUCGUCGAACAGGGACGCUAUGAGGAGUUAAUAGGACGUGAGACUAGUACGUUUAAGGAAUUGGUUAAGAAACAAGCGUUUCUUAUGAACUCUUGAUGACUUUAUAAUAUGAAACUAAUGUUUUAGUUGACAACUUGUUUUUUUACAUUAGCCAAUUGUUUUUAAGUUUAUUUAUGUUAUAGAAAUUUUUUUGUUUUAUUUUUUUGAAAAGGUACACAAGUUUUAAAGGUUUAUUGUUAUACAAUUAAUUUUAACAUGCAGCAAAAUGGUUGUUAAUUUUGUUGUUAAUAAAGAGAAAAUAAGAAAAUAAAUUUUGAAAUAAAAUUA
Molecule: messenger RNA, 2402 nt
Organism: Calliphora vicina (urban bluebottle blowfly)
Lineage: Eukaryota; Metazoa; Arthropoda; Insecta; Diptera; Calliphoridae
Product: ATP-binding cassette sub-family B member 10, mitochondrial
Exons: 7
Coding region: 141-2171 (676 amino acids)
Biological process (GO): oligopeptide export from mitochondrion
Cellular component (GO): mitochondrial inner membrane
Molecular function (GO): ATP binding; ATP hydrolysis activity; ABC-type oligopeptide transporter activity
Source: RefSeq, a predicted model, not a curated record